CUGGUCACACAGAGAUUGUGUAACCUCCAGACUCCCCAAGUAGUUUUGCGUUAACAASGCACUGUUGUAGUAGAGAGGAGGAACCUAACUGACCUUUAUGUCACAUGUCUGAUACCAACAAUCAGAGGACACAGCCCUACUGGACUGCCUUUCACUGAUAUGUGAAUGAAUUUAAAGUAGCUGUCUGGGCAGUUGGACAAACUAACACUGAUUUGGAUUUUAAAGCUGCUUGUGGACUUGGCUGAUUUUGGUUUUCACUGAAGGAUUCACCAUGGACGGAAGGAUGUAUCAACCAACCCUUAUCUCAUUGGUCGUAUUGCUCUUCACCCUGUCCAAUAUUGUCUAUGGGGGUAAAAUAUUAAUCUACCCAAUGGAUGGAAGCCACUGGGUCAACAUGAAAGUCAUCAUCGAAGAGUUGCAUUCCAAAGGCCAUGACAUCACAGUGCUGCGAGCGUCAAACAGCUGGUACAUCAAGGAGAAUUCCCCCCACUACACCACCAUUACCAUCCCCAACACUGGUGGCUUCGAUGAAAACUUCUUUGGUGAAUUUAUAUUAAGUAAACAUCUGAAGAUUCAAAGGGAGCAGGGGAAAAGUUUUUGGACCGAACUCAAGCUUCAGUCAUCAAUGAAGGAGACUUUUUUCGAGUUCCACAAGAACAUGGCUGAAAUGAUCACUCGUGUCCUUGAAGACGAAGAGUUGAUCCAGUCUCUUCAGGAUGCUAAGUUUGAUUUGGUUCUGACAGAUCCUGGGAUUGGUUCAGGGACGAUCUUGGCCCGCGUCCUCCACCUUCCUUUGGUUUACAAUGUCAGAUGGACCAUUCAAGGUGAAGCUCAUUUGGUCAUCGCCCCGUCGCCUCUCUCUUACGUCCCAUACACACCCACAGAGUUGACAGAUAAGAUGACCUUCCUCCAGAGAGUCACCAACAUGUUAGCUUACAUACUCGGGAGUUACACCUUGGCAUCUAUCACAGAACCCAACUACAAACCGAUAGUCCAGCGUUACUUUGGCGCUGACGUCGAUUACAACGCGUUCUUCCAGGAAGCAGAUAUCUGGCUCAUGAGAAGCGAUUUUGUCUUUGAAUUUCCGAAACCCACCAUGCCGAAUAUAGUCUACAUUGGUGGGUUCCAGUGUAAGCCCUCCAAGCCUCUUCCACAGGACCUGGAGGAGUUUGUUCAGAGUUCCAGAGAGCAUGGGGUUGUCAUGAUGACUCUGGGGACUUUGGUGGCAGAGCUUCCGGAAGAUAUCGCAGAUGAAAUCGCUGCUGCGUUCGCCCAGCUGCCUCAGAAGGUCAUCUGGAGGUAUACUGGACAGAKACCCUCUACCCUGGGUAACAACACCCUACUGGUGGACUGGCUUCCCCAGAAUGACCUCCUAGGACACCCCAAGAUCCGGGCCUUCGUAGCCCAUGGUGGAACCAACGGUGUCCAGGAGGCCAUCUACCACGGCGUCCCCGUAGUCGGCCUCCCUCUCGCCUUCGACCAGUCCGACAACCUCUCCAAAUUGAAGGAGAGGGGGGCAGCUAACACGGUGGAUAUCAUCACAAUGGACAGAAAUGUGUUCCUGGAGGCUUUGAAGGCUGUGCUCCAUGAACCAUCCUACMGGGAGAAUAUGCAGAGGUUGUCCAGACUGCACAGAGACCAACCCAUUAAGCCACUGGACAAGGCAGUGUUCUGGAUCGAGUUUGUUAUGAGACAUAAAGGAGCUCGUCACCUGAGGACAGAGUCCUAUAAGAUGUCCUGGAUAGUAUACCACUCGGUUGAUGUGAUAGCGACUUUGCUGGCGUGUGUGUUACUUGUAACGCUGGUUUGCCUGGCCGUCGUAAGAUGUGUUUGGCGUAAGGUGUUUUGCAGGAACAAAGUGAAAAGUGAAUGAUAAUGUGUUUUGAGAUGUGAAUAUUAAAAUAUUAUCUUAUCAUUGCUCAAUCAGCAAUUUAUCAAUAACAUUUACAUUUUAUUAAUAAAAUGUGUAUUUUAUCAAUAAAACAUUGUUUUAGGA
Molecule: messenger RNA, 1996 nt
Organism: Salvelinus sp. IW2-2015
Lineage: Eukaryota; Metazoa; Chordata; Actinopteri; Salmoniformes; Salmonidae
Product: UDP-glucuronosyltransferase 2A1
Molecular function (GO): UDP-glycosyltransferase activity
Source: RefSeq, a predicted model, not a curated record